Micropterus dolomieu (smallmouth bass) is the source of this 4645-nucleotide messenger RNA. RefSeq names its product coronin 2Aa (gene coro2aa). The coding region runs from base 282 to 1865 and encodes 527 amino acids. The transcript is spliced from 12 exons. Gene Ontology annotation, biological process: actin filament organization. Gene Ontology annotation, molecular function: actin filament binding. NCBI's taxonomy places the organism in Eukaryota, Metazoa, Chordata, Actinopteri, Centrarchiformes, Centrarchidae. The record is from RefSeq and is a predicted model, not a curated record.
CGCAUCCUGCUCUCAUCUCUCCUCCUCCUUCUCUGGCUCUUGUUUUUCUUUUUUUCCCUCGUGGUGACUGUGCAGGAGGGGUAUGCUCUGUCUGUGAGCUUCUUUUUUAUUUUUUAUGGGAGACUCAAGGUCGUGCCGGGCAUCAUGACUUUUAAAUAACCAUCAUGCAACAACCACCGAUGUUAUAACACGACUCGUCUCAGUCCACCACCAGCUCCAGCUCCACCAUCACCACCUCUUCAGGGAAAACUAACACCACCUGCCGACGCACCUCACACCAUAUGACCGUCUCAAAGAUGACAUGGCGUCCUCAGUACCGCAGCUCCAAGUUCCGCCACGUGUUUGGUAAGGCCGCCACCAAGGAGAGCUGCUAUGAUGGCGUGCCAAUCACACGCAGCGUCCAGGACAACAACUUCUGUGCUGUCAACCCACGUUUCCUGGCAGUCAUCACUGAGUGUGCCGGGGGAGGGGCCUUCCUGGUCCUGUCUGUCCAUCAUACAGGUAAAGUGGACCCUCACCACCCUAGAGUGUCGGGCCACAGAGGCAACGUGUUAGACAUCAAAUGGAAUCCCUUCAAUGACUACUGCAUCGCCUCUUGCUCUGAGGACACCACGGUGAAAGUGUGGGAAAUCCCUCCUCAUGGUGUGUUCAAGACCCUCACAGUACCGUGGAAGGAGCUUCAGGGUCACAGCCGCAGAGUGGGCCUCAUCGAGUGGCACCCGACUGCUAACAACAUCCUCUUCAGUACAGCCUAUGACUACCAGGUGAUGAUCUGGAAUCUGGACUGUCCAGAACAGGUGAUCAAGAACCCUGUGCGGACAAUCAGCCACCACACAGAUGUUAUCCUCUCCAUGUCUUUCAACACAGAUGGCAGCCUCUUAGCCACCUCCUGCAAGGACAGGAAGGUGCGACUCAUUGAGACACGCUCAGGAAACCUGCUGCAGGAAGCAAACUGCAAGACGCACAAAGCCAGUAAGGUGCUGAUUCUGGGUAACAUGAAGAUGCUCCUCACAACAGGCACUUCACGUUGGAAUGAUCGACAGAUGGCUCUGUGGGAUCAGGACGACCUGUCUGUGCCUUUGUUACAAGAGAACCUGGAUGGUUCGUCAGGAGUCCUUUUUCCUUUCUACGACCCUGACACACACAUGCUCUACAUUGUUGGGAAGGGUGACGGAAAUAUCAGGUACUAUGAGAUCAGCUCAGAAAAACCUUAUCUCCACUACCUAACAGAGUACCGCUCGCACCUACCUCAGAAAGGAAUGGGUGUGAUGCCAAAGAGAGGUCUGGAUGUGAGCUCCUGUGAGGUGUUCAGGUUCUACAAACUGGUGACAAUCAAGAGUCUCAUUGAGCCCCUUUCCAUGAUCGUGCCCCGCAGGUCGGAGUCGUACCAAGAAGACAUCUAUCCAAUGACAGCUGCUAACAAGCCUGCUUUGACUGCAGAGGAGUGGCUCAGUGGCAUCGAUAGAGGCCCAGUGCUGAUGAAUCUGAAGCCUGGAAGUCAAGCACCAGAGUCAUAUUCAGAGAUGAGCAAGGGCCUGGGAAACUCGCAGGACACUCGCAGGUCUCAGAGCAGACCAGGCAUGCUACAGCUGGCGUACAUUCAGGACCAAAUGGGAACCAAAGACAGCAAGGGAGACGGCGGCAAUGCAGAGGAUGACAGGAGUCGGACACCCGUCAGCAACGGAGAAGACCUCGCACUUUGUUCACCCCCGAGAACAGAGAACGAGUUGCGUCUGAAGUUCCACAAGCAGCAGGAGGAAAUCCGACGGCUGAGGGAGCUCCUCAAUCAGAGGGAUGUGCGCGUCAAACAGCUGGAGCUGGAGAUUAAGAACAUCAAGAACACCCAGUCUCAGAGCUCACUUUAAGGCUUGCCCGGCCUACGACGUCACCCUCACCUCCUCAUGGGAGGCAUUACUGUACAAACCCCAUUUUCAGACCGCCAUACCCCUCUUUAGGGUCCUGACUCUUAUCCUUUAAUGAGUUCCUCAUACUCACUGCACAGGGGUGACUGAAACCUCAACGUUGAGUUUUAAUCAAUCUGUCAUUCUGUCAAUUCCACACAAGAUGCACAUAUUCUUUGUUCAUGUACAUACACUCAGAGUCUAACCCAGCUGUAACAUGUUUUAAAACUCUCGCAACUGUUGACCUUUACCCAGUUUCUUUUAUACGCUUAACAGCUAUGCAAGUUUCUUGUAAUUUUUUGCUUUUUUUUAUGCUGUGAGAUCAAAGGAUGUUUGUGUCUGUCGUGACUGAAUGAUGUGGCUGUCUGCGUGUUGGUUUGAAAGUUGUUGCAGGGCAGGCGCAGACAUCCUGUGUGAUUGUACGAUACCGUUGAACUUAUUUUCUAUGCUUGGUGAUUCCUAACCCCCAAUAUUUAAACUAGUCGAGAUGGCUGCGGUGUUAAUGUAUGUGUGCUUGAAUGAGAAUGAUCUAAAUGACCUGCGUUCCAUUGAGCUGCAUUUGAUUUUGUUUUUGAAUGACUGGCAAAUUGGUGAACAAUUGAUCCGUUUCUCAGCAGCUGGUGUGUAAGCCAAUUCUGUAACUGAUGCCAUGUAGCAGUUCUGAUCUUCAUUUUUAUAUUUAUUUUUAAAAUACAGUCAAAGAAAAUACCAUUUUAAUCAAGUACUUGAAUUUGCGACUGUAAUUUGUAACGCAAGAUGUUUUAAAAAGGACCAAAAAAAGCCUGCUUUCUUUUUCCUGAUGUGGAGUCACUGUGAAGAAACAAUUGAAAGUCAAUGUAGAGCUGGAGUCUUGCACCACUUCUGGGUUAUUUUGUGUUCCACUAGCUUUCAUUUUCUGAAUGUAUUUUCCUCAAGAGUGUUGGGGUUUCGUAUUUAAAGCUGAAAGGGUAUCUGCUACUGUAGUGGACAGUAAAAUUUUAGCGACUCGCAACUUUGGUGAGUGACAGCAUGAGUUAGUAUGGCAGAUAAGAUGCUAUAGUUUUGCCAUACCUUUUAGUAUUUUUGCUUUAUUAGGCCAAGAUACUCUGUGUCUUGAUUUGGUAAUAAUUUAAUUUACUGGAUUAGACAAAAACAGACAUUCUCAUUUUCUCAGUAGGGGUAUAACAGUUUCCAGUAAAUUUAAUAUAUCAUGAUAUAUAUUGAUAUUACAAUCUGAAAAUUAUAAUAGCAUUUAAUUCAUAUUGCCCACUCCUAUGCAGAAUGUGUUGUUGUUGUUGAAUGCUAACAAAAAGCCACUUACUCGCCUGUUCUGGAGCUUUAUACGGUCUUCAUUAGCAGAUGACAUUUGUAGGUAAGGGGACUUUGAGUAGAGAUUUUCUUUUGUCAGCUGCUUUUUCCAAGGUCAAGAAUAAAUUGUCAUGCUGAAUUUUAAGCCAACAAGGAUGAGAAGUCCUAAUACAGAUAAGUAGAUUCCCAGUAUGCUGUUUCAGCUUUGAAAGAACCCUCUUGUUUGAAAUGACUGGAUGAAGCUGAGCUCAACAGGGGGACAGGUCUUUUUCUCUAAAUAUGAAAAUUUUGCUCAAAUGUGAAAGGGAACUCAUCAAUGAUUUGUUAUAUGCUUAGCUGUCAUGAUCUGUUAAUGCAACCACAAAGACUUAAAUAACUGUAUAAUAUAUUCUGAGCAGUUAGUGAAGUCCAUCCUAAUGACAAACAGCAAUGUGUUUUCCCUCAGGGAAUGUCUGGAUGGUGGGCAUGGUUUUUGCCACAGUGCCGUCAGACCAGCUCAUAAUUGUUGCUUUCAGAAUCGAGGGAGUUGAUUGUAACCUGCAUUUUGUUGAGAGGAACAAUUCUCUGAUUGGCAUGUAAAUAUGCAUAGAUGUAACAGAACCGCUUGCAGAUAUUAGGUAACACAAACAAUAUAGCUGUUGAUCCUAAGAAAACCAGUCAGAUGCAGCAUAAAUUACCAUGCAUGCCUGUAUUUAUGUAGUCAGAGGCACAAGCACCAUAAUGAUAUUCUAGAUUUAGCUUAGAUUUCAUGGCCACUUGUCAAAGAUGUAACACAUGGAAACUGCCACACCAACCCACACACAUACAGACUCACUGGCCUCAAUACAAUUGUGAACCUUUUGACCUCUGGCAGGACAGUUCCAGCACAGCUUCAUCUCUGGGCUGACUUUUGUCCAGGAGCAGCAACGCCCAGCCAGUGUAAACUCUAACCACCACUGCUGUUGGUGGACAAGUCUCAACACAUUCCUGCUGUUCUGCUGUUUUUACAGUUGCUCAAGGGCUGAUGUGGCUGUUGGUUUACAUCACAGCAGUUCAAGGUGACAGGUUGUGCUUAACAUUUUGCUUCUUUUCUGUCAGUCAUUCCAAACAGCUUAAUCAUGUCUGUGUUUCACAUAGAAUUUAUUCAAACAAUGAUUUUAUUUGUGUUUUUAUAGUAUUUGUGACUCUCAGUAAUCUGCCUGCAAAUGAAAAAAAGGAUUGUGGGAUGAAGGAAGUGUUUGCCAAAAUAGUGCAUUUAAAGAACAAUUAUUGGUUAGCUUGGGAAUUCAAUGCUUGGUGCAGUUUGUACCACAAAUAAAUACUGCAUAUCCAGGGUUCCUACAAAUUUUCCAUUUCAAAAUUCAUGCUUUUCCAGACUGAAAUUCCCAGACUUCUUGGUAGAUUUUUCAGACCAUAUUUGACAUCGGAGUACAAAUAGCUAGAUGUUUAUUAUGUAAAUAAAUGGUUUUAAAAUCCAA